Molecule: messenger RNA, 910 nt
Organism: Neofelis nebulosa (Clouded leopard)
Lineage: Eukaryota; Metazoa; Chordata; Mammalia; Carnivora; Felidae
Exons: 4
Coding region: 46-765 (239 amino acids)
Source: RefSeq, a predicted model, not a curated record
AGAGAGCCUCCUCGCCCCUUCCCCAUGUAACAACAUGGAGUGAGGAUGACACCUGUGAAUCAGGAAGGGGGUCUCACCAGACACGGGAUCUGCCAGCACCUUCACCUGAGACUUGCAGCCCCCAGGACUGUGAGAAAGAAAUGUCUGCUGUUUAGCCCCAGACUGUGGUGUUCUGUAUAUAAACCGCAGCCCGAGCUAAGACACUACGGUAUCCAUCUAUGGUUUCUCUUGCCGUCACUUCUGAAGGAUGUUUCAUCGUACACAGAUUUCUUGGUUCACCGUCAUUUCUUUCCCAGCACUUCAGUGAUACCGCGUCGAUUGUCAGUAUUUUCCUUGCUCCUUCGAAGGUCAUUUGUCUUUCUUUCUGGCUACACUGAAGAUUUGUAUCCUGUCCUUUACACGGUGGUCAAUCUGCUGCCAGAGAGUCAUGGUUGGAGAUCCAGAGGAGCAGGUGGGAAGUUGGCCCUCGGAUGCACCACCGCCGUCUGUAACCCGCAGAGGGGCUGGCUGGGUCUGGCCUUGGCUUCGCCUGGCUUGACUCUAGACUUGAUUUGCUCUGUGGCUUGUGGCCAAACCUGGCUCUCCAGCCUGGCUUCUUGCUGGUGUAGGUCUCCGCUCUCCCCAGACGAGCUCUGCCAUUUCCCCCAGUUUUUGAACCUCACAACCUUCUCAGGAUUGCUCAGACCCUGGGGCCACCGCUGUUGUAGGACAGACUUACAUCCGCUCCUGUCUCAGUCUAAAUGGAACCUUGUCUGGGUUUUCUGAACUCACCACCGAGGACACAUGACAAGACAGGAGGAACAGAAACCGUCGGACUAUGAGCCGGAGGUCGGACACGGCAGUAAUAUUCAUAAAUCAGUCAGCAUCAUCGUGACUACCGUUGGUGAUGGUCAUUUAAUCGGGACCCCUC